Cyprinodon tularosa is the source of this 6725-nucleotide messenger RNA. RefSeq names its product microtubule-associated serine/threonine-protein kinase 1-like. NCBI's taxonomy places the organism in Eukaryota, Metazoa, Chordata, Actinopteri, Cyprinodontiformes, Cyprinodontidae. Gene Ontology annotation, biological process: intracellular signal transduction; peptidyl-serine phosphorylation. The record is from RefSeq and is a predicted model, not a curated record. Gene Ontology annotation, molecular function: protein binding; protein serine/threonine kinase activity; magnesium ion binding. The transcript has 26 exons.
UGUGUUUUGGGAGGAGGCGCUAAAUAUUUACGGGAAUCUGCAGCAGCCCAAUGGAGGAGUUGAGAGAGGGAUGCAUUCCUAAUGAGUAGGAACUACCAGCCUGGUUGCUUCGCUUUGGACGCGUCGUCCUUUGUGCUCAGAGGUGGAGCCAAGCUGACAUAUCUUCGGCUCCAACAACAACAAAAAGCGGACGAACUUUGAAUCUGACAAUAAAAGCUGGGAGCUGAUUAUUUUAAGGCUUUUUCUUUUUUAUGACGGUCCAACCAAUAAUACUGAAGCUGCAGACCUUCUGGCGAGAUUUCAAUGAUGCUCGGAGAGGAGAGGGAUCUCUGAGCGCAUAGAGGGCAGCAUGUCUGUCUGCAGAGAGGGGACAGCGAAGCUAAGGAGACUUUUAUUGCUGCUUUGUUAGAAGCAUUUAUUUUCUCUACAUGAGAAUUAGAGAGAAUGUCAACGCUUGACAUGUGCGUGUUUCCACGGAUUUCCUCUACGUGACCCCGGACUCGUUCGGAUGCGCCAGGACGCCGCCGCUGCCGGUUCUUUCAGUUCGGAUGCUGACGCCCUGCCUUCUAAAAAAAACAUAGCAGUUAAGGCAAAGCAUUGAUUUUGCGAGGGAAGCCUCUGCUUACUUCAUUACGCCAUGGAUGACUCGGGAAUAAUAAGGCGCCGCAGGCUGCAGCAGGAUUUGCCGCUGCCUCGCAAAAACAGCAGUUGCCGCACAAGCAACAGGAAGAGUCUGAUCCUGACAACCACUUCUCCCACGUUGCCUCGCCCUCAUUCCCCCCUUCCCCUCCCAGGACACAUUGGAAGCAGCCCACUGGACAGCCCCAGAAACUUCUCCCCGAGCAACCCUGCACACUUCUCGUUCGCCUCUUCCAGAAGAGCGGAUGGGAGAAGAUGGUCUUUAGCAUCUUUACCCUCCUCUGGAUAUGGCACCAACACCCCCAGCUCAACGUCCUCCAGUUCCUCUCAGGAGAGGCUGAACCAGCUGCCCUCCCAGCCCACCAUGGACGAGCUCCACUUCUUAUCCAAGCACUUUGGCAGCACUGAGAGCAUCACAGAUGACGACGGGGGCCGCUGCUCCCCCCACAUGCGCCCGCGCUCCCGCAGUCUCAGCCCGGGGCGCUCCUCCUCCUGCUAUGACAAUGAGAUCGUCAUGAUGAACCAUGUGUACAAAGAACGCUUUCCAAAGGCCACAGCACAGAUGGAGGAGAGGUUGGCUGAGUUCACCCAGGCUUUCUCACCCGAAAGCGUUCUUCCGCUGGCCGACGGAGUCCUCAGCUUCAUCCAUCAUCAGAUAGCAGAGCUGGCCAGAGACUGCCUGGCAAAAUCACGCGAGGGCCUCAUCACCUCCGUCUACUUCUUUGAACUGCAGGAGAAUUUAGAGAAGCUUCUCCAUGAUGCCUUCAAACGCUCGGAAAGCUCAGAAGUAGCCUUUGUCACAGAGCUGGUGAAAAAGCUUCUUAUCAUCAUCUCCCGACCCGCAAGGCUUUUAGAGUGUCUGGAGUUUAAUCCAGAGGAGUUUUACCAUCUCCUGGAGGCAGCAGAGGACCAUGCCAAGGAGGGUCAUCUAAUGAAAACUGACAUUCCUCGUUACAUCAUCAGCCAGCUGGGUCUGACAAGAGAUCCGAUUGAAGACAUGGUGAACCUGGAAAGCUAUGACAGCGAGGGGCCAGUAACGCCUGAAACAGAUGACUCAACAGAGGGAAAGAUCCGAGCAAUGAAACCACCAGGAGAAGCAGACUUCCAAACCAUCAAGCUGAUCAGUAACGGAGCGUACGGGGCUGUGUAUUUGGUGCGUCAUUUGGAGACACGUCAACGGUUUGCCAUGAAGAAAAUCAACAAGCAAAACCUGAUCCUGAGGAACCAAAUCCAGCAAGCCUUUGUGGAAAGGGACAUCCUCACUUUUGCAGAGAAUCCCUUUGUUGUCUCCAUGUUCUGUUCUUUCGAAACUCGACGGCAUCUCUGCAUGGUGAUGGAGUAUGUGGAAGGAGGGGACUGUGCCACUCUGCUGAAGAACAUUGGGGCUCUGCCUGUGGAAAUGGCACGCAUGUACUUCGCAGAGACCGUCCUUGCAUUGGAGUACCUACACAACUAUGGUAUCGUACACCGUGACCUCAAGCCUGACAACCUCCUAAUAACAUCAAUGGGACACAUCAAGCUGACGGAUUUUGGUCUGUCUAAGAUUGGCCUGAUGAGUCUGACCACUAACCUGUAUGAGGGGCACAUAGAGAAGGAUACACGGGAGUUUUUGGAUAAACAGGUGUGUGGAACUCCAGAGUACAUCGCUCCGGAGGUGAUUCUCCGUCAGGGUUAUGGGAAGCCUGUGGACUGGUGGGCUAUGGGCAUCAUCCUGUAUGAGUUCCUGGUGGGUUGUGUGCCUUUUUUUGGAGAUACUCCAGAAGAGCUAUUUGGACAAGUCAUCACAGAUGACAUAGCGUGGCCAGAAGGAGACGAGGCUCUUCCUGUGGAUGCUCAGCACCUGAUCUCCUCUCUGCUGCAGACAAAUCCUCUGGCGCGACUUGGCACAGGUGGUGCUUUCGAGGUCAAGCAGCACUCGUUCUUCACAGAGGUGGACUGGAACAGCCUGCUGAGACAGAAAGCAGAGUUCAUCCCUCACCUUGAGUCAGAGGAAGACACCAGUUAUUUUGACACCCGGUCUGAGCGCUACCAUCACGUGCAGUCAUAUGACGAAGAUGACACCAACGACGAUGAGCCGGUGGAGAUCCAUCGCUUCUCGUCGUGCUCUCCUCGCUUCAGCAAGGUGUACAGCAGUAUGGAGCAUCUGUCCCAGCUGGAGCACAAACCCCACACUGUGACUCUACGGGAGCACAAGGUCCACAGGGAGGACCGGGUUACCAAACGAGAAAGCUUAGGGAGUGUCACCCUACGAGACAAGAGCUGGAGGACCAGCUCCCCGGAAAUGAAGCGUCUGUCCUGCUCAGAGUCCUUCUUCACUGAAAGCGACUCUAGUCCACCGUCCGGAGCCCGCAGGCGCUUCUCCGCUCUCAUGGAUAUGAGCCGCUUCGCCUCACCUCAGGAGCUGGACACGGAGCCAUCAGGUCCAGGAAAGCAGCCUCCUGUGAAAACCAGAGGCGCCUCCCUGGAAGGGGCUGCCCCCUCUCAUGGAGACCUGAGAACAUUCCUUAAAGAUGGGAACGGCCACACAGCAGCAGGUAGGGUCCCGCCCACCCUAACCCAUUUGAUCCAUACUUUCUAGAAGCAUUUCUUUUAAGUUUGGGUUCAUGGUUCUGCUUUUUUCACAGACAAAGUUUUGAGACCUGAGUCAUCGUUGCCGCUGCCAGGCAGCACAAGCAGUCUGGGACUGCCUGAUCUUCAGGGGCCCCGUGGGGCCGCUACAGACCUGGUACUGCGAAGGGUUCGACACCAGCAGCUGUCGUCUGAAGGAGAAAAGCAUAGCUCACGUCCAGGGACUAAAGUCAUCAAAUCUGCUUCAGCUACUGCGCUGUCUGUCAUCAUUCCAGCAGUGGAGCAGCACGGUGCCUCCCCGCUGCCCAGCCCCAUGUCUCCUCGCUCCCUCUCGUCCAAUCCCUCCUCCCGGGACUCCUCUCCAAGCAGAGAUUUCUGUCCCAUGGUGAACGUUCUGCACUCUCCGAUCACCAUCCACCGCUCUGGCAAGAAGUAUGGUUUCACCCUCCGAGCAAUCCGCGUGUACAUAGGAGACAGUGACGUCUACAGCGUGCACCACAUGGUCUGGCAUGUCGAGGAUGGAGGUCCUGCUCAGGAGGCUGGACUCAAAGCUGGGGAUCUCAUUACUCAUGUAAACGGCGAGUCAGUCCAUGGUCUUGUCCAUACAGAAGUAGUGGAGCUCAUCCUGAAGAGUGGAAACAAGGUCACAGUCACAACCACUCCCUUUGAGAACACCUCCAUAAAAGUAGGGCCCGCCCGCAAGUCCAGCUACAAAUCCAAAAUGGCGCGUCGCAGCAAAAGGACGGGAGUCAAGGAGGGACAAGAUAAGAAACGCAGCUCGCUCUUCAGGAAGAUCACAAAGCAGUCCAGCCUUCUCCAAACAAGUCGCAGCCUCUCCUCCUUGAAUCGUUCGCUGUCUUCCGGAGACAGCCUGCCAGGAUCCCCCACCCACAGCUUCUCCGCCCGCUCUCCUACACAAAGUUACCGCUCUACUCUGGAAUCCCCAUAUCUGGGCACGUCGUCCCAGAGCAGCUCUCCGGCAUCAAGCACCCCAAACUCCCCUGCUACCUCCCACCACAUGAGGCCCAGCUCCCUGCACGGCCUUUCCCCCAAACUCCACCGCCAGUACCGCUCUGCGCGCUGCAAAUCCGCUGGUAACAUCCCACUGUCCCCUCUGGCUCACACCCCGUCCCCGACCACGUCUUCUCCUCCGCCUCUUACGGGCCACACGGUGGGUAGCUCCAACACCACCCAAACGUUCCCUGCCAAGCUCCACUCCUCGCCUCCCGUUGCCCGUCCUCGUCCCAAGAGUGCUGAACCGCCCAGGUCCCCCCUUCUGCAGCGGGUGCAGUCUGCAGAAAAGCUCGGGGGGCCCAUCCUACCCUCCUCCUCUUCAUCAUCGUCAACACCUUCCCCUUUGACGGGAGGGGUGUCAUUGCGUAAGCAUAGUCUGGAGGUGUCCCAUGGGGACUACAGACGAGAGUCCUUCCACUGUGAACACAGCCUGCAAAGUUUGUUAGAGAUAGAAGGAGAGAACGGACCGGCUCCUCCCUCUCCAUCAUCUUCUUCCUCCCCUUCUCCUCCAAUGGGAGCAGACAUUGGAGGCCUGAGCCAUGUGAGGAGGCUGGGAAGGCAGGAAUCCCUACUCAGCAGAGACACAAUUGUGACAGCAAAGGAAAAAGACUCUAGAACAUCAGCACCUGAGCCCUCUGGGUUGCAAAGUGCAGUUCCUCCAGCAGAUGUUGAUAAAAGCAAACCGUCAACCAAAGAGGCUGCAGGGGGCAAUGGAAUCACGAAUGCAGCUGAAAUGAAGUCUAUUACCUUAUCUGCGGACAUCAAAACAGGCUCUGGUAUCAAACAGGUAAGCGUAAAAGCAUUAACUUCAGAGGCAACAGCCUUUCAGACCAAAGCCACUGAGAAGAGCUUAACUCCAGGCACAUCUAGGCUGCACAGCGCACAGAUCGAAGAGGGGCGUGCUACUAAAGCUCAGGAGAAGACGGAAGGAAAAGAAAAAGGCACUUUGGUUGUAGAGAAAGAAAAUGUGCAGAAAACAGCAACCAUUGAGCAAUUCAGGCAGCGUAAAGGCUCAGAGACCGGAGAUAAAGAAGGAAUAGGCGGAAACGUCAGAGCGACUGAUGCAACCAAGGCCAAAGUACCUUUAUUCCCUGGUCCAACUCAGACACACCCUGCAUCCAGACACAGAGCGGAGAGGUCAGCGAACGGGAACUGUGGGAUCAAAGAGGAGAAGACACAGCUGGAAGUCCUGGAGGAAAACCCAGCAUCUCCUUCAUCCAACGCAGCGUCCCCCUGCUCAAACAAGUCCCGGUCCAUGUCUCCGGGGGACAAAACCAGCUUCGUCACCCAGCUCACAACCGUGGCUAAAACAGUACUCGGACCCAUUAAAGGAGGGUCUCAAGAAGGCGGGAAGAUGAAAGACACGUCAAAGUCAGGUGAGGAGAAGAAGGGAAGCACGGCGGGGAAAGCAGAGGCCUCAUCUACGGGGGGCCGCCGGGGGCCUCAGGGCUCCACCGCAGCCGCUGUUCACUCUGAUAAAGGUAACAUUCGAAGCUCUAAACAUCACUCAUGAUGCAAAAGCCUCUGAAACUCAAAGAGUAUCCCAUGUAAUGCCUUUAACUGUAGCAUCAGACUGAAAUGUCAUGAAUUUGUAUGAUGCAAAGAGAAAAAUGCCUGAACAAAAUAAAAUAGAAAAUUUAAAAGGAGUAAAAAAGAGCUCAGCAAUGAUCAGCUACUCUUGAGAAAUGUGCACAUGGUUUGUUGAUGUAGAGCUGUGUAUGUACUGUAUGCUCAUCUCCACGUGGUGUAUAUUGUAUAAAAAAAAAAAGCAUAUGUCUUUAAUGCAUGUCUUACAGAGAAUGGAAGACCAUUUAAAAAGAGGAAACUUAUCAUUCAGACCUUGAGAUAGAAAACACUGUGAACAAUGUUUCAACUUGUCAAGCAGACUUUUGACUGUGUUGACAGUAGGAUUCUGUUAGAAAAGGGCAUUACUUGCAUUUUAGCUGAGUUUAGCUGAAGUUAUUCAGUUCUUUGCUGUAUUUAUUUGAAAUUCAGGUCCAAAAAAGCUGAAUGAGGAACCAGCAGAUUGAGUUUUAAUGCCUGACACACAUAGGAUUACAGUGCCUUGCAAAAUGCCCCUUGAAAUGUGUCACAGCUUUUUGCACAUGUGGAGAAUGAUAGUUCCUCCCAAUUUCUUUUGCAAAAUAGCUUACCGGGUACCUUCCAUCAGACUGGAUUGAGAACAACUAUUUUUCUUGAAUUGGAUUUUCUUGAGUUGAAUUUCAGGUUUGCCAUCUUCUUUCCGAAAAAUCUGUUACCACUGCUGCAGGAUCAUUUCAAGCUUUUUUCAUUGUCUAGCAGGUUUUCUUCCUGUUAUUUGCUGUCUUUUCAUAAACUCUUAUCAGCCAUGCUAAACAAAAUAAUGCCCCUCUAUGUUGUUGACAGCAUGUUUUUUGGAUUGGGUGUUCAGUUUUAGGUCAAGUGUUUGUUUUCAUCAGAGAUGGCAAAAGUACUCACUUUCCGUACUUGAGUAAAAGUACAGAUACUUGUGUUAAAAAAUACUC